Molecule: messenger RNA, 1241 nt
Organism: Solanum lycopersicum (tomato)
Lineage: Eukaryota; Viridiplantae; Streptophyta; Magnoliopsida; Solanales; Solanaceae
Product: probable pyridoxal 5'-phosphate synthase subunit PDX1
Biological process (GO): pyridoxal 5'-phosphate biosynthetic process; amino acid metabolic process; pyridoxine biosynthetic process
Molecular function (GO): amine-lyase activity
Source: RefSeq, a predicted model, not a curated record
AUAAAAAAGUAGAGAUCCUUAGAAACAAAAUCCCAAUUCUCCUCCACCGCCUUUUCUUCCCUAUCUUCUCAUUUCUCCUUUUUCUCUCUUCUCUCUGUUACACAGAGAAUUCAGUUAUGGCCGGAAGUGGUGUCGUUACAGUUUACGGAAAUGGUGCUCUCACAGAGACAACCAAGCAAUCCCCCUUCUCUGUGAAAGUGGGUCUCGCUCAGAUGCUUCGGGGAGGCGUUAUCAUGGACGUUGUUAAUGCUGAACAGGCUCGUAUAGCCGAGGAGGCCGGUGCGUGUGCUGUCAUGGCUCUUGAGCGUGUCCCUGCUGAUAUACGCGCUCAGGGCGGCGUUGCACGUAUGUCGGAUCCCCAGCUUAUCAAAGAAAUCAAACAGGCUGUGACAAUUCCUGUUAUGGCCAAGGCUCGUAUUGGUCAUUUCGUGGAGGCUCAAAUCCUUGAGGCUAUUGGAAUCGAUUACGUUGAUGAAUCGGAGGUGCUUACCCUUGCUGACGAUGAGAACCACAUCAACAAGCACAAUUUCCGUAUCCCCUUUGUCUGUGGCUGCCGUAAUUUGGGUGAGGCUCUUCGCCGUAUCCGUGAGGGUGCUGCCAUGAUUCGGACCAAGGGGGAAGCUGGUACCGGAAACAUUAUCGAGGCUGUUCGUCAUGUGCGUUCCGUUAUGGGUGAUAUCAGGGUGCUGCGCAACAUGGACGAUGAUGAGGUUUUCACCUUUGCUAAGAAGAUUCAGGCACCAUACGAUCUGGUGAUGCAAACAAAGCAACUUGGUAGGCUCCCUGUGGUUCACUUUGCAGCAGGUGGGGUGGCGACACCAGCAGAUGCAGCGCUUAUGAUGCAGUUGGGAUGUGACGGCGUGUUCGUGGGUUCUGGUAUCUUCAAGAGUGGUGACCCUGCAAAGAGGGGACGUGCCAUCGUGCAAGCAGUGACUCAUUACAGUGACCCACAAUUGCUGGCUGAAAUUAGCUGUGGGCUUGGUGAGGCUAUGGUUGGAAUCAAUCUUGAUGAAAAGGUGGAGAGGUAUGCCAAUCGUUCUGAGUGAUGAUGGUUGUAAGUUUUAGAAUGUCUUUAUCUUGUUCUUGGAUCAGAGCAUGUCAUACUCUCUGGGAAUAUGCUCCUUCGUAUAUUUUAGUUUUUUAUUUUAUGGCCAGUUGUUAUAAACCAUUGGAAUGGGAUGAUUAGAUCAAUUCAGUUAUAUGCAUUUCGAUAUUCAAUUUUCUACUGUUUACCUUGUUUA